ACCAUGGAUCCUCAUUACUCUAGUGACGUCAGUCUAAUGCGGUAUAGUUACAACUUACACCAGUUCUGUAGUUGUAGUACCUAGUGCCCCUGUAAGGCUGUAUCUGUAUGUGUUACGGGCAUCAAUACUAGAAUUUCUAGAAAUCCAUAUGCCCUGGCACUAAAUGUCGUCCUGUUUAGACGCUGCGCAGAAAGCUGCUGCUGAGGUGAAGGCAAAGUUGAUAGCUGCUGGGCAACUUUCAAAUGGGAAAACUAUUGGAAAUCACCCAACCUCUGAUUCAAGUGGUACCAGCAAAUCCUUGCGUGUUGCUGGAGCUGCAGGUUGUGCCAAGUCUCGACUUGGUAUGUUCCACACCGAAGAAGUUGUCAUCAAUGAUGUGUCCAUGAGUGCACGCAACUAUCUAACAAGAACAGCAACUCAAGAAGAGAUUACAAAGAUAUCAGGGGCGUCUGUGUCUACCCGAGGUCGUUAUCUCAGUGCUGCUGAGGUUGCUAAGUUGCCCCCUGAUCCUCCGUCGAAUGAGAGGCCCCUUUUCCUUCACAUACAAGGAGCCAAUGAGCAGGAUGUAAAAGUUGCUGUGGGACGUGUCAUGCACAUAAUUCUGGAACACAAUCAAGGAAAUAAAUCUACGACCAAUAAUGGGAAAAGCAGUUCAAAGUUUCAUGGGCGUGGAAGAAACCAUUCAAAAUUUGGUACUGGGUCACGUUUCAGCCCAGCAAAACCUGGAUGGGCUUCAAACCUCGAAGGAAAUGCCAAUGCCAUCGCCGACAAGAUGCAAUGUCGAAAAUCUGUGUAUGAGAGACUAGGCACUCCUCAUCCACCUUCAAUAACACCGGACGUUGAUCCCAUGUUGGCUGGUGCUUCAAAUGGCAAUGACUUGGCUCUGGUCUCACAGGAAAAUUUUGAUCUAAGACUGAGGUUGAGACCUCCAUGCUAUGAACCCAAUCCUCCAGUUGUGGGCAGUGCCUUGGUAGAGCCUGAGAAUUCCAAAGUAACUUUUCUGGUAGCGCCUCCACCAGCUCCAUUGCAGCGUGAGAAGGUUUUCUUGCCAGACCUUGCAGGGGUACCAGCAACGGAGGUGUUUGCAGCUCUUGCAGGAGAAAAUGAAGAAAAUCUUCAGUACAUCCGAGAAGAAACAGGAGUCAACGUUGUGCUCAGAGGCACUGGAAGCCUUGACACCUUAACAUCAACCCUCCAGCCUGAAGCUUUACACUUCUACUUAGAGCACACGGACAUAAAUCGUUUCAAUAACGCCAAGUCCUUAGUGGUGAACCUCGCCCAGACUGUCAUCUCGGAACUGCAGCAGCAAGUACUGCAGAAACAAGUUCACUUGCAGGUGCAUGAACAGCACCUGCAGCUGCACCAGUUGGCCCAACAGCAAAUCCAGCAGCUUCGACAACAACAAUUGCAAGAAGCUCAGCAGCAAGUUGAACAGCAACAACACGUUCAACAGCAACAGCAGAUUCAUCAAGCUGAACAGCAGCUGCAGCUUGUUCAGCAGCAACACCUGAUUCAACAUCAGCCGCAACACACAGCUAUAGAGCAACAGCAAGUAUCUCACGUCGUAGUAACCCCCACCGUAGACGCACAACACCAAACAUCUCACGUGGUGUUGCACCAGGUUCAGUUCCAGCUCCCACAAGCAGAGCACCCACACCAGCAGUACAGCCAGCCUGCUCAGGAGGUCGCUUAUCAGUUCACUAUCGCUAACCAGCCUGCCGCCUCUUCGGUCCCUGAUGUGCACACGCAUGUUGAGGUCAAAGCUGAAAUUACUGCCAAUGCUGCAAGUGUUGAAAAUUUGAUACCUCAGACACUGGCUCCUGGAAAUCUUCCAACUUCAUCCAAUUCAAGUUCAUUGAAUUUUUCUGCUCCUGGUAUACCAGUCACAUCGGCUGCUUCGAACGUGCAUCAAAUUCUCCGUACCACUCCCAGCCGAUUUUCAGAACAUCUUGACACGGCCGGCUCUUCAUCUAAGCACCACUUUGCUCAUCAAGAAACUGUUCGAGCCACCCACGCAAUGGCUAAAGAUGAAUCUGUAAACACAACAGAACCUCAAAUCCAUUCUGCUACCUCCCAAGAAUUACCUGUGGGGGCUUCUAGUUCCAUCGAGCAUCAAAGUCAUGGAUCGGGAUUGGAAACUACACAGACGGCUACUACUGAACAUGAAUCAGCAACUGCAAAUGAAUUGCCUUCAAGUGAAGCUCAGCGCAUGGCCUGCUCUUCUAGUUUAGCUCAUACUGUUUCAUCAUUCGCUCCCUCCAUGGUAUCGCAACCUUCAGUAGCGAUUCCUUAUUAUGUUUCUGUCCCUUCUUAUCCACCUCCAACCCCUUCUGUUGCCACCUAUGAUGCGUCGCAACCUCCUCCUGUAUCACACCCUCCAGCCACGGUCGCUCAAGCUGCUGUUGUACCAUCAGCUUCCUAUGCAACCAUCUCUGUUGCUUCCUAUGCUGCGGCACCUGCUGCCUCCUAUGCUGCGACACCUGCUGCCUCCUAUGCUGCGACACCUGCUGCCUCCUAUGCUACAGCAUCGUAUGCCUCCCCUGCUACCUCACAUUCAUCAGCACCGGUGGUUUCUUAUGCUUCAGUACCUUCAACCUCAAAUGCGGCCGUGGAGCCUGCGACCCAAACCGAAGCUCCUGCUGCAAAUUUCGGUACGCCGUCGGUCUCUGCAUAUAAUCCCCAUACUAGAUCUUACGAUGUUUCAGUCCCUCUUGUUUCAUCUGCUGAAGUUUCUCAGUAUCCUCCAUCGACCGCCAAUACAGUUGUAAAUUCGCAAUUCGGUCAGCAGUGUCACCUGCAGGGCCAACAAGAAUCAGCACUCCACUUACAGAAUGAGCAUCAGGUGACAAUUUUGUCUCAACCACAUCAAGUGCCUUCUCAAUUGCAAAGCCAGCAUCAUCUUGCAGUCAGCCAAGCCCAAUCCCUCCAGCAAACUGGCGAACCUCGAGCUGAAAUGCAGCCUCCGAACCUCUCUCAUUCCCAGGUAUAUCCGCCUACAUCGGCUCAGCAGCAGCCAGUGUCACCGUAUAAAGCACAGACCCAUCAUCUGUCUGCUCGACAGAGUCCAAGCUCUUUGAAUCAAUCUCCCUAUUAUGUAAAUCACAAGCCUCCUAGCACAUCUGCGGCAGAGGAGACCCGGAUAAGUUCUGCUCCUGAUUAUUUGCUACGGGAACAAAGAACUGAUCCAAACAGAAACCACUUAGAUGUAGAGCAGCGUCAUUCUGGCGAACAGCAAGAAAAUCGUCCAGCUCAUAUACAUGAGCAUGAGCAUCUUCACUUCCAAUACCCACAGCCACCAAACACGAACGACGGACACCAUCAUCAAAUUCAACAACAGCAAGAAAUGCAGCAGCAGCAGCAAAUACAACAGCAACAGAUACAUCAUCAGCAGCAGCAACUGCAACAGCCACAACAUAAUGUUAUUUAUCAAACGCACUCUCGCCCAGAGCAAGGAACUCAUCAAGAUUCUUAUCAUUUGCAACAACAAGCAGUAGAUCAACAUCAGUCUUACCUGCGACGAAAAGAUGAGCAAGAACAAAUGUUACAGGCAAGCCAGGAUUUGCAAAUGAAGCUGCAAACUCCAAAUGAAUUUGUAGACAAUUCUCAUAAGAAUAUCUACCAGGCUCAUCAACCAACAUCGGCUACACAGCUUGGCCAAGAGAUGUAUGAUCCUCAUAACUAUCCCGAGUCUCGACAACAGAACUAUGAGACGACUCCAUACCAAGAGUAUCAAGGCUCAACCGGGUCUGCUCACAACUCCUUACACUGGCAACAGCAGCAGCGAAACGAAUUUCAUUCAACAGAUGUGGCGGGACCUCCGAAGUCGAGCGUUGGACCUGGUGGCGUCGUUGCUAGAGCACCUCCUCAGCGGCUGGUGUAUGAUUCAGGGUAUUGCAGCAACUCUGCCGCUCAUGCCACCUCCACUGCCGCUCCUCUGCACUUAACAGUGGCAGAACUCAGCCAGCAUCCACCCCCACCACCUCCUCCUGCACCGCCAACACCAACUCUCCGCGAUUACCACCAGCCAAUAAUCAAUCCGUUGCCAGAAUUUCCGGUUCGUCAGUUGCCAGAGUAUGCGGCUCGGCACGGCGAUUCAAUGCAAAGUAAUACAGGGUGGAGCGUCUACCCAAACGCUGCUGCUGGUGCUCCCUCGCACCGAGGUGAGCUCCAGCGCCAACCAACCAGAGAUUUUUGCCACGCUGGUGGCGAGAGCAAUGUUUCGGGACGGCGAUCUCGUAUCGACGGCGGCAAGAACACACUUGAGGACCGCAGCCUAGAUCAGGCCGGCGAGUCUGGCGCUACUGACGCCGACAAGGGCAUCCUGAACACAGGGCGGAGGAGCGACACCACAGCCGUUGUCCGGCGAUACGGCAACUACCCUUUCGGGAGCGUGGGGCCCAUCAAAAGAAGACGCUUCUGACGAGUUAAUCUUGUAUCACUUAUUUCUGUAUAGUGAAUUCUUUUGAAUAUAGCGUUGAUUUAGUUAUUACAGAACCCUUUCCUGAAGCUUGUUGAAUAAUCGCUUCUCAGUUUGUUUUAGUUCUUAACCCAUGGAAAGUAGAAACGUCCAUGAAUGAGCCCCUUUCCGCCACUUCCCGGUAAUGUUGGUGAUCAAGGAUUUGUGCCAUUCUUGCACCAGAAGGUGAAUAGACUUGUGAGAAUAAGAUACAAAAAUUAAAAA
This is a messenger RNA of Hyalella azteca, 4681 nucleotides long. RefSeq names its product DNA N6-methyl adenine demethylase. Gene Ontology annotation, cellular component: nucleus. The transcript is spliced from 10 exons. The coding region runs from base 164 to 4420 and encodes 1418 amino acids. Gene Ontology annotation, molecular function: RNA binding. Lineage: Eukaryota; Metazoa; Arthropoda; Malacostraca; Amphipoda; Hyalellidae. The record is from RefSeq and is a predicted model, not a curated record.